AUGCUACGAGAAGCCAUUGGCGCAGAUGAUCCUGACAAAGUCGCACAGGCAAUUGCUCGAAGUGCCGAUCUACAUCACACAGAUGCAGACGGCAUGCAGCCCGUACACACAGCUGCGAAAGAAGGUUAUCUAGAGGCACUAAAGACAUUGCUCAGUCUCGGCGCAGACGUAGAAACAGAAGCCGUGAACGACAAAAGCAGUCGCCCAUUGCAUCUUGCGUGUGAGCACAAGAGGCCGCGGACCGCGAAGCAUCUGAUCGAGGUCGCCAAAGCUGACAUACAUGCACCGGACACAACAGGCAAUAAACCUCUCAAUAGGGCGGCCAUAAAAGGCGACCUCCAGAUCAUCAAGCUUCUGCUAGCAGCCGGGGCGGACAUUGAGUGGGUUGGUGUCUGGGGCUGGCAUCCUCUACAUCAUGCGGCCGGCAAUCUUCAGAUUCUAGCUACACAGCUGUUGCUGCAACGAGGAGCAGAUCUUGAAGCAGAAAACACGAACGGAGAGACAGCACUGCAUAUCGCGGCUGAAUACGGAGCUGCUGCAAUCAUCGAAUUACUGAUCUCCAAGGGGGCACAACUUGACGCAAUCAACCAUACGGGCGAUCAGCCAUUGAUCAAAGCAGUGUCAAAGGGGAAGACUGUUGCGACAGACAUUCUCUUGAAGAGAGGUGCCGACAUCGAAGCUUUCGAAAGCAAAGGCGGAACUGCAUCACUUGUUGCGGCUGAGAAGGGCACCCUGCCAGUCGCCGAGAUCUUGCUGGCUCGAGGAGCUCGUCUCACAGCGAUUGACAAGGAGAGCAACCAGCCUUUGCACUUGGCAGUAACAUAUGGACACUUACAACUCGUGAAGCUCAUGGUAGAGCACAACGCCGACAUUGAAGCCAGAGGUGCGAGCGUCGGGCUUAAUUACGGUGCCGACCAAGGCGAUCAGCCGUUACAUGUCGGCACCCGAUGGAAUCAGGACGCCAUGGUCAAAGAACUGCCAACAGCAGGCGCAGACAUCGAAGCUCGGGGAGAACACAACCAAACCGCACUACACAUAGCAGCAGAGGUCUCCAACGAGAGCGUAGUGAGAGUACUCCUCGACCACAACGCAGACUACGACGCCUGGAUGGGUAACGAUACGCCCCUACAUCGUGCAGCAAUCGUCAACAAAGUCGAUAACGGGCGAGCUCUGAUCAAGGCAGGCGUUCCUUGGGACCAGGAGAGUAAGCUAGGAGAUCAGGCCAUCCACCUCGCAGCUUUAAAAGCCCACAGCGCUUUCAUCGGCAUGCUACUCGACCAUGGAGCUGACAUCUACGUGUACAACCGCGGAAGGGGCUCGUUCCCGUUACUCACAGCAGCAGCCUAUGGCCAAACGGAAUGUGUGAAAUACAUCUUGACCAAAUCUCCAAUCCUAGAACAGCGGACACUCAACGGCGACAAUCCGCUGAUCCUGGCAUGCUGGAAUCAGCAUAUUGAUAAUGUGAAACUGCUGCUCAAAGCUGGCGCGGAGAUUAAUACGACGUCUGAAGCUGGGAUAUCACCUUUGCAUUGCGCGGUAUCGAAGAAUAACCUGGAGAUUACGAGAGUUCUGGUCGAGAGUGGUGUCGAUUUGACGCUGAAUACGUAUCAAUGGAGACCGCUGGAGACUGCGGAGAAUUUGAAGUUUGAGGAGAUGGCUAAGAUUUUACGGAAUGCUGCGAAGUGA
This is a messenger RNA of Fulvia fulva, 1686 nucleotides long. Its product is annotated as Ankyrin-1. The record is from RefSeq and is a predicted model, not a curated record. The transcript has 2 exons. Bases 1 to 1686 code for a protein of 561 amino acids. Gene Ontology annotation, molecular function: protein binding. NCBI's taxonomy places the organism in Eukaryota, Fungi, Ascomycota, Dothideomycetes, Mycosphaerellales, Mycosphaerellaceae.